Molecule: messenger RNA, 2225 nt
Organism: Etheostoma spectabile (orangethroat darter)
Lineage: Eukaryota; Metazoa; Chordata; Actinopteri; Perciformes; Percidae
Gene: wdr5
Product: WD repeat domain 5
Exons: 14
Coding region: 220-1221 (333 amino acids)
Cellular component (GO): Set1C/COMPASS complex
Molecular function (GO): histone binding
Source: RefSeq, a predicted model, not a curated record
CUGAGGGUAACACGCAUGCCCAAAGUAGCACCACCGCACCACAUUCCCCGCUUCUCGCAAGCAAACAUCUAGGAGCAAGCCAAAUGAUUUAUGCUUUCUCCAUGCUCGCCUGAUUAAAACAACUUGGAUUUCUCGUUCCAAUCUUUACGAGGAGUAACAAUCUGACCGUGAAGCUGCAAUCAAUCUAUAUCGUGCUCGAUAGAUGCUCAUUUCCUCACCAUGGCAACAGAAGACAAGAAACCAGAGACUGACACCAAACCUCCAGUUGUUCCAUCAGCAUCUGCCAGUCAAAGCAAGUCUGCACCUGCCAAGCCAAACUACAGCCUGAAAUUCACAUUAGCGGGCCACACUAAAGCCGUCUCCUCCGUCAAAUUCAGUCCAAGUGGAGAAUGGCUCGCCAGCUCAUCUGCUGAUAAACUCAUCAAAAUCUGGGGGGCUUAUGACGGCAAGUUUGAGAAAACCAUAUCUGGACACAAACUUGGUAUAUCCGACGUGGCCUGGUCCUCUGACUCCAACCUCCUGGUGUCUGCGUCGGAUGACAAAACCCUCAAGAUCUGGGACGUGAGCUCGGGGAAAUGCUUAAAAACUCUAAAGGGUCACAGCAACUACGUCUUCUGCUGCAACUUCAACCCCCAGUCCAAUCUUAUCGUGUCGGGAUCGUUCGACGAAAGUGUAAGGAUAUGGGAUGUGAAGACCGGGAAGUGUUUGAAAACAUUACCGGCUCAUUCCGACCCUGUCUCGGCUGUUCAUUUCAACCGAGACGGCUCCCUGAUCGUGUCCAGUAGCUACGACGGCCUUUGCCGAAUCUGGGACACGGCAUCGGGCCAGUGUUUAAAGACACUCAUAGAUGACGACAACCCUCCUGUGUCAUUUGUGAAGUUCUCCCCCAACGGGAAAUACAUCCUGGCUGCUACGCUGGACAACACGCUGAAGCUGUGGGACUACAGCAAAGGAAAGUGCUUGAAAACCUACACCGGCCACAAAAAUGAGAAGUACUGCAUAUUCGCAAACUUCUCCGUCACCGGUGGAAAGUGGAUCGUGUCAGGCUCCGAGGACAACAUGGUUUAUAUCUGGAACCUGCAGACGAAGGAGAUUGUGCAGAAACUCCAGGGCCACACAGACGUCGUCAUUUCGACCGCCUGCCACCCGACAGAGAACAUCAUAGCAUCGGCGGCUUUAGAAAAUGACAAAACCAUCAAGCUAUGGAGAAGCGACUGCUAAGCCUUUUUUUUUUUUUUUUGAAUCUUUUGGGCCAUUAAUUUUUUUUUUUUACAUUUUCUUUCUGUUUCGUUGUAAGAAAAGAGGACUUGUAUUCUAACAGAGAGCUCCUGUGCGAUGCGAGGGCUUUCAGGUAAUGAAAUUGAGCAAGGAGAACCCAAACGAGACCCACCAGCCACGGACGGUAUCAGCCCAAACCACAGGCCCAUCUCACAUGCUCCACGUGUACGUCUACGUGCCAGAUCAUGUCCUCCACGGGGGGACGCUGGAGACUUUUGUCAUACUCUACAGUGUUGAUACUCUGUUCCGGUGCUUCAUUUUUUUUUUGACAUUUCAUUAACUCUGAUGUCACAGCUUGGUACCAACUCCCACACGUGCAUUUCUGGUUUUCAAUAAAUGUAAUGCUUAUUUGGCUUUUUUACAAUUGCCUUUUUAAUUUGUCUGUGUAAUUGUGUAGUGUUGUCUAAAUGGUGUCAUGGUGAUUUAACUUUGACAUCAUGCUUUAGGUAUAAAAAAGAAAUUGCAUCUAAGGAUCCUUGUGACUUUUAUUUAUUCAAGUGGCACUAUUUUGUUUUCUGAAACAACCAAUGCCAGAGCUCAUGUGUGCAUGGUGUGCCACAUAUUCAGAGUUUGUAAGUCCUAUUAGGGCAACAAACCUAGUGUUGGGCAAGGACGUGAAAAAGGAAAAAAAAAAAAGUUUGACAGUUACAAAAACAAUUCAAAUGUGAGGUCAUUUUUUUUACAUUUGUGUUGGAGAAGUUCAUUAAGUUGCCCCUCUUUGACAGUGACCAAAUGCAGUUAUGUUGUGUUCUAGAUUUGUACAUAUACCACUGACUAUUGUGGCUUUGUUGUCAUGGUCUCUUCUGCUUGAUUAGCUCUUACUGUAGCUCUGCACAGGAAGCCAGCAGCGUCUGUCCUCUGUAGCUGAUCUGGAGUUUUAUGGAAUACAUGUUUGCAUUUGACAGCUAUAACCUGUGACUUAAUAAAACCAGUUUUUGUAUGUUUCA